AUGGCGUACAGCGAGGAUCAUCUACGCAGAAAAACGAUUCCUAGGCUGGCACAACUUUUUGAUCACGACAUUCAAGCCUUCCUCCCCUACAGACUUGGCCUUCCACUCGAUCUCUUGAUCGCCUUCCUCCAAAGGAACCUUCAACUCCCAACGGCGACAUCCACAGCAUUGUAUAAUCAUAUUCGAGCGAACUGUGUCAAGACGCGAUCGAAGCAAAUGAAUAUCUUGGUGCAUAACACGGGCGCAUUGGAUAUGGCAUGGGUGAUGUCACGCCUCUGUGCCGAUCUGCCUCCAGGCCAGCAAUUGGGCCGGUUCAAUGUCUACACCUUCGGCGCUGCGAUGCCGGAGAUGACAAUGCCACUCGGCAGCCAUAACGGGCAUGAAGGACACAAUUGCGACUGCGAAGACUUCCCGGAGUAUCCCAUUGUCAGCCACUACGCGUUUGAGGAUGAUCCGUUUGCACGCAUUGGUGUACUUCUAGGUGCUCGCCAUAGGAUGGAGGGCCGUCUAGUCGGAUGUGUGUAUGCGCUUCAGGCGUACAGCUCCAGCCUUGCCAAAAAGUGGCUUGCAGGAGGCGGCAGGUUUACGAUGGAUGACUACCUGGACGCUCUUUUCCCCGACGGCAACCCCAGAGCGGGCGCCCUCGGCUCGGUCUGCCGGAUUGAGCGCGACGUCAGUGAGAUGCGGGAGCUUGCCGCGCUGGCACAGGCCACCCACGAUCAGACGAAGAAGGGAAAGAGGCUAAGCUGGACAGCUUUGGGGGCACUUGCGGACAAUUCAUCAAACUUCCGGAAUAGCAGAAACGAGAUGGCCGGAGUUGUUUCACUGGAGGAAGCUCGGAGAAUCGGCAAAGCUUGUGAAGGCAUGAUCGCCUAUGAGAAUAACGCGCUUGCCAGCUAUGUACGGGGAGAGCAUCGACUUUCUCGCAACGAAUUGCGCGGUACGAGGGCUUUCUCCGAUCAGGCAGAGUCCGCGGAUGGGGUGCAGUGA
Pseudomassariella vexata is the source of this 990-nucleotide messenger RNA. RefSeq lists its product as uncharacterized. The transcript has a single exon. The coding region runs from base 1 to 990 and encodes 329 amino acids. The record is from RefSeq and is a predicted model, not a curated record. Lineage: Eukaryota; Fungi; Ascomycota; Sordariomycetes; Amphisphaeriales; Pseudomassariaceae.